GAAGAAGUAGCUAGGGCAAAAAUAAUAACAGUGGGGUUCAUUAGAGACCCGAAGAAUCACUGAAACUGAAAGUAUGGAUUCCACUCCGACUAUUGGGGAGUUGUUCCGUACCCUGUGUGAGAUGGGCUUCAGUGAGGAGCAGAUCCAGUCUGCCUUGCAGGCAGGACACUUCUCUGUGCCUGACGCAGCUGAAUGGCUCUUACAAGGUGAAAGUCUGAGGCACAAGCUGGUCAAAAAUCCAUCCCAGCCAGUUGGAACGUCAUUUGCUGCAUUCAACCCUCCCAAAGAUGCAGAGAACUCUUGCACAUCACAGGCACAGACAUCGCCCACUGACAGUAGAGGCCCCGCUUUAGUCCUGGGACCCCCACAGCCCUCCAGUCCAUCCACAGACACCCCGCCGUUGGAGUCCCGUAUCAGGCAGGACAAGAGUGACUUCCAGGAGCAGCAGAGGAUGCGUGUAGCCAACGAGGCCAGGAAUGAGAGGAGGCAGAAGAAACAGGAGCGUGAGCUGGUGCUGAAGCGUAUUGCAGAGGACCGGAGAAGCUUGCAGGAGAAGAAGACCCAGCCGAGCACCCCUACUGAGACCACGUCCCCUCCAGGCAGCAGCGAAGGCCAGAGGCUGGGGGGUACGGUCCAGACCAGUGUGGAACACAACUGCAUCCUCAUGAUCCGACUGCCCUCUGGGGAGUCAUGGAGGAGCGCUUCCCAGCCGACGCACCUCUGCGCAGUGUGUGGAGCACAUCUCUGGGCGCCACCCCUCCCUGGCUUCCUUCUCUCUCCUUCAUUUACGCUUUGGGAGGCGGAGUUGGCCUGCUCCCUGCGCUCCCUGGGCCUCAUGCCCAAUGCUGCCCUCUGCAUCCAGACCACGCCCCCAGAGACACCCCAGGACCCACCCAGCCAGCUGCACACCUCUUAUUGGGCCAGGAGGAGGGAGUGGUUUCCACCUCCUGCGUCUCCCCAGCCACAGAUACCAGUGCUGGAGGAGGGAGGGAUGGAGGAUCCCGCUCUGCCCCACCUCUGCCUCACCUGUUGUGGGAAGAAGCAUCUGAAACAGGACCCCUCUCACUCUCUGCAACAGUUGUUGCACAAAUGA
This is a messenger RNA of Salvelinus sp. IW2-2015, 1093 nucleotides long. Lineage: Eukaryota; Metazoa; Chordata; Actinopteri; Salmoniformes; Salmonidae. The record is from RefSeq and is a predicted model, not a curated record.